This is a messenger RNA of Podospora bellae-mahoneyi, 444 nucleotides long. RefSeq lists its product as uncharacterized. The transcript has 2 exons. The coding region runs from base 1 to 444 and encodes 147 amino acids. The record is from RefSeq and is a predicted model, not a curated record. NCBI's taxonomy places the organism in Eukaryota, Fungi, Ascomycota, Sordariomycetes, Sordariales, Podosporaceae.
AUGCCCAAGAAUUCGGCGGAAAUGGUGGCCAACAGUUCUAAUAGGAAGACUUACCGGUGCAUGCUCAGGAUAUGUUGUACAAGGCAGAGAGAUGUGGCCAGUCAUGAGUGUGGAUGCGGUACCCUGGCUCAGGUAUUGGCUCGCUGCUGGUGCCCUCUCGCUGUUGCGACCUCUGAGUGCAACAACAGUGUCCCCCAUGGGGUUGAAGAUGGUGGCAAACACAUGUCGAGCAUCGGAGAUGCCAAGAACCGCCCGGUUUCGGUUACAAAAGGGAUGGCGUCCGGCAAGGAGUUUGGAGCAUCCGUUGUGACACCACCCAUCUCGAGUCUAGCGGGUCAGGAGUCAGAAGAGGAAGAGGGAGAAGGGCAAACAUUGACGCCACUUGCUGUCUACCCGGUUGCCCCUCAACGCCCGCUUCUGACAGGAAGCGAGACCGAGGCGUGA